Molecule: messenger RNA, 1449 nt
Organism: Pseudocercospora fijiensis CIRAD86
Lineage: Eukaryota; Fungi; Ascomycota; Dothideomycetes; Mycosphaerellales; Mycosphaerellaceae
Exons: 1
Coding region: 79-684 (201 amino acids)
Source: RefSeq, a predicted model, not a curated record
GUCAGGAGGUCGUUGGGGAGUAUACCAAGACAGAAUCAGGCCGAGAAACUACGACCACGAGGGUUUACGACGACAAGAAUGGCCGAACAGAACGACGACGCACUCCAGAAAAUGUCGGCAGAAGAAAUUCCAAAAGCAUCGGAACCGACAGAAAUCGCUCCAACAACAACAGAGAAGGAAGGAGAGAAGUUACCGAAACUGAGUCCUCAAGACUUCAGAGUCUACAACCGCAUGGCCGAACAUAUGGACCUAUUCCACGAAAAUUUCCGGCAAACGUGGAAUACCCUCUACCACGCCGCCUCAACCAAUUCUCGCCCAAACGGAAUGUCAAUCCGGCAAUUUUUGGCUUUGGCUGAACAAUUCUCUCACCACCUCACUGUCCAUCACACGAUUGAAGAACAACAUAUCUUUCCUGUAUUAGCGAGAAAAAUGGAUGUGUUCAAGAAUAAAGAGCAUCUUUUGGAGCAGCAUAAGGGGAUACAUCAGGGUUUGGAGGGGUUUGAGGAAUAUAUCGCGAAGUGUAGGAGCGGGGAGAAGGAGUUGAGGUUGCAGGAGUUGAAGGAGUUGAUGGAUGGGUUUGGGGAUGUGCUCUGGACGCAUUUGGAUGAUGAGGUUAGGACUUUGGGGGCGGAGAAUGUGAGGAGGUAUUGGACGUUGGAGGAAAUGAGGAGGUUGCCUAUGUGAUGAGGAGGACGCUGAUAUGAAAGAUGAGGAGAUAAAUAUAUGGUUGAGAUUCUGCUUGAUUUGUCUUGUGAGAUACCCAUUUAUACAUGAGUGAUGCGAUGAAGAACGAGGUCAUGCCUUUUUCCUUGAGGCCGCGAACUUUUCGUGCCAUUUCCGUUUGGCACCCAAGGACUUGGAGUCUGUUGUUGCGAUGGUUGCUGGUGCAGUGUCGAUGUAUUUGAUCAUGCUGCCACCAUCUUGCAAAGCAUAGGAACCCUGAAGUGCAGUGAAUUCACAUUUGUCCCGCCAGGCUUCCGGUAAGACAUCGCGCCAUGCUCUGAGAAAUCCUGUAGCUUCAAUCGCUCUGCCUUCGGAUUUGGCCUGAAGGAGAUUUAUGCCUGCAAAGCGGACGGCUUUGCUCUCGUCAAGCGCGAAGUGUCCGCCUGGAGUCAGACUUGAACCGCCUUUGAGGACGCUUGAGACCAGCUCCGAGGGCCAGUCUUGACAAAUGUCCAUCGCGAAGGCUGGGAUGUCGUCGUCAGGAAAGGGAUCGGUCAAGCUGAUGCCGUCUGCUGUAGCGGCCGUAAGUGCGAGUUGCCAUAUCUCAGACUUCACCUUCGCGCUGGGCACAUAACAACCUCGAGGGUGCGGAGAUUCAAAGCAUGCCAAUUCUGACCAGCCCUCCUCGCAUUCAGCUUGGCUGAGCGGGAUGUGAGCGAACAGUUCGGCUUUAGUGACCGGAACAGCCGAUGCAUAGUUGCCAUUAGACGAGAACACCGGAAGGGC